CAAUCUAAUGCUUAAAGAUGCAAUUUAUUGUGCCAUUGGCCUCGGAGCACAUGAGUUAUACGAUGAGCUCGAUUUCGAUUCGUGGCUUGUAAAUAAUCUUUUGGUAGAGAUAGCUAACAACGACCCAAGUUUUAAGAUAAUACGCCGUCGAAUUGCUUGGGUAAUUGGAAGAUGGGUGUGUGUCAAAAUAUCUAGAGAGAAUAGACCUAAAGUAUACGAUGCAAUGACAUAUUUACUGAAUCCGGGAGAAAGCUUGGUAGUUAGAAUGACGACCGCCAUAAACUUGAGGAACUAUAUCCUUAUUCUACAUCAUACAAAAGAAGUUGCACGCGUGGAUGAAUGGGAUUUUGAUUCAAAAGGAUUUGCUCCAUACCUUGAUCGAUCUAUUACAUUGCUGACGCGUUUAAUUGGAGAGGUAGAACA
Messenger RNA from Acaulospora morrowiae, 423 nucleotides. NCBI's taxonomy places the organism in Eukaryota, Fungi, Glomeromycota, Glomeromycetes, Diversisporales, Acaulosporaceae. The record is from the annotation of a GenBank genome assembly.